Molecule: messenger RNA, 4055 nt
Organism: Eufriesea mexicana
Lineage: Eukaryota; Metazoa; Arthropoda; Insecta; Hymenoptera; Apidae
Product: endothelin-converting enzyme 1
Exons: 16
Coding region: 382-3420 (1012 amino acids)
Biological process (GO): protein processing
Cellular component (GO): plasma membrane
Molecular function (GO): metalloendopeptidase activity
Source: RefSeq, a predicted model, not a curated record
CGGAGCCGCACAAUAGCUUCAGUCGGUUCCCUUCCUCAACGGGCGCACGGUGUCACCAUUCCGAAAACGGUGCUCCUGACUCCGAUCGAAACUUGGAAGAUUUGCAACAUCAGCCAGUCCUUAAUCUCGAUCGAUACGCUGGUGCUCCAAUACGAUCUCGACUCGAGUGUCCUUCCUUCGACUCGAUAAAGUAGAAAUGUAAAGUCGUGGGAACGUUCAGGGGCACGCCAUCGGCAGUGAGUUAGCAGCGAGUAGAUUCGAUCUUGCCCGUGAUACGAGCGAUACGCGAGUGCGAUUUGUGACUGCGCAAUGUGUUACGAUGAAGUAGAAUAGGCAGAAAGACCAGACUGAGAAGAAGGGGUCGACUUGCUUUCAGACAAGAUGAGGAGCGCGAGUAGUUUGGAUCAGUACAACGACGACGACUUCUUCAGCGGUGGCCCCUGUCCUUCUUGUCGAUUAGCCAUUAACAAGGAGACUGGUCGACUCAAGUGGUGUAUGGGCGGAAACGAUACCUGGCGUUUCCGAGUAAAACUGAUGCUCCUGAUUCCCGCCGUGUUACUGCCGAUCACUAUAAUCUUCAUCGCCCUGUCGCGCUCGCAGGUGAUCGGCAAGGCUCCUUAUCAUCGCACGUACUUGGUCCACGCGACCAAGAGGCAGGACGAGAGGACCGAGGAGACUUUUCCGCCAGCGACCAGCCGCAGCGAGACAGAGCGGACCGGUGAAGAGGAGGAAGAAGACAGAAUCCUAGUACCUGGAAUGAAAACUAGCUACGUACCAGUGGAAACUCUACUUUCGCCACGACAGCUGCAACGACACAAGAGAGACCUGGACGGGGAUAGUCGAGGAUCCUCCUCGUCUGACACAUCGAACGCCGCGUCCUCCAGGAUUUUAUAUUCGAAUCUACGCGAUACAAGGAUAGCAGAUUGGCGAACGGGGAACGAUCUGCUCAGAUCUGGUGUCGAGAACGAGAAUCGCGAGGGGUUGUCGCUGGACGAGCGAGAACGAACACGUGAUCAGUCAGCGGACUACGACGCUGAGAAAAUAGAUGAUCAAAAUUUCGACCCCGACUUGAACAACUUUCUGGACGAUUAUUAUCCCGAAGUGGACGCCGAUGAGGUCAAAGAAAACUCCGAGAUACAAAACAACGACUAUCGAGAAUACAGCGAACACACGCAAGACACACGGAGGAACGAAGAAUUGCGCCCCAAGUUCUUCAAGUACGACAAUAUCCAGGAACGUUCUCAGGACGAGUCAGACGAAGGCGAACAAGGCGGUAGACACUCGAUUUCCGUCGACGAUUCGGACACCAGUUUGCCGAUCGCCGACGACCAAGGAGACGAAGACACCGGUACGGACUUCCACGCGUUUUGGAAAGGCGAAGGGAACGCGUGGGCCAUCAGAGAGGCUCAAGCAAAAAUCAUGCUCAAGUACAUGGACAGGAGCGCUGAUCCUUGCGAGGACUUCUAUCAGUUUGCCUGCGGCAACUGGGCCAAACACAAUCCUAUUCCUAAAGACAAAGCUGCCUACGAUACCUUCGAAAUGAUCAGAGAGUCAUUGGACUCCGUGUUGAAAGAACUUCUCGAAGAUCCUGUACCGAAGGAACCGGAAAUCAACACGGACGACGCGACUGUGAAAGCUAAAUAUUUGUUCCAGAGUUGUAUGAAUUACGAGAUCUUGGAGCAACGCAUGGAACGGCCGCUUAUACAGCUUCUAGACGAACUAGGCGGAUGGCCCAUCUUGAGACCCGAUUGGGACCCAGAAAAGUUCGAUUGGCUUCUCUUGGUCGCGCAAUUGAGGCUUUACAACAACGAUAUUCUUAUUUCGGAAUGGGUCGCGCCGGAUAUUAAGAAUAGCGAUCAAUACGUUAUACAGUUCGAUCAGACAUCACUGGGUCUACCUACGAGAGACUACUUUCUCCAGCCAUCGAAUACGAUCUAUUUGAAAGCUUAUAAGAAUUAUUUGAUAAAGAUCUCCACUCUCUUGGGUGCAUCCUUGCAGAACGCCACUAUAGAUGCUGAAGAAUUGAUAGAAUUCGAGACCAAACUCGCCAAGAUCACGUCCUCCCCUGACGAGAGAAGGAACGUUUCGGAAUUGUAUCAGAGAAUGAGUAUCGGAGAACUGAGAACUCUGGUGCCACAGAUUAACUGGCAUCGGUAUUUGACUAUCGUUUUAGCUCGACCAACGAACGUUUCCGAACCAGUCGUUGUUUAUGCGUUGCAGUAUAUCCAAGACUUGGUAAAUCUACUCUCGAAGACUAGCCCAAGAACUAUCGCGAAUUAUCUUCUAUGGCGAUUCGUCAGGCACAGAGUGAACAAUUUGGACGAUAGGUUUCAAGAUGCCAAGCAAAAAUUUUACUACAUUCUCUUUGGAAGGGAACAAGCACCGUCUAGGUGGAAAAAUUGCGUGGCACAGGUGAACUCCAACAUGGGUAUGGCUGUGGGCUCGAUGUUCGUAAAAAAGUACUUCGACGAGAAAAGCAAAAAUGAUACUCUGGCUAUGACCCGUGAGAUACAACGGUCCUUUAGAGAGCUUUUAAAUCAAACCACCUGGAUCGAUGACGAAACGAAAGAAUUGGCUACCGAGAAAGUAAAUGCGAUGCUAUUAAGAAUCGGCUAUCCGGAUUUUAUUUUACAGUCUGAAUUGUUGAACGAACGUUACAAGGAUGUCGUGAUCCGUCCAGAUAAGUACUUCGAGAACACGUUGAAUAUCUUGCAACAUUUGACCAGGGUAGAACAGGAUCGGCUUGGCAGCCCUGUUAACAAGACCCUCUGGAACACUGCGCCGGCAGUGGUGAAUGCUUACUACAGUCGCAGCAAGAAUAGGAUAAUGUUUCCAGCUGGCAUACUACAGCCGCCCUUUUAUCACAGAUACUUUCCACGGAGUUUAAAUUACGGUGGGAUCGGCGUUGUGAUCGGUCACGAAAUUACCCACGGCUUCGACGAUAAAGGUCGGCUGUUCGAUAAGGAUGGUAAUCUACAUAGAUGGUGGAAAGAUGAGGCUAUUCAUGGCUUUCACGAACGAGCUCAGUGUCUUAUCGACCAGUAUAGUCAUUAUGUCGUGAGCGAAGUUGGAAUGCAGAUUGAUGGAAUGAAUACGCAGGGCGAAAAUAUCGCGGACAAUGGCGGCAUUAAACAAGCUUUUCGAGCUUACGAAAGAUGGUUGCACGCAAAUGGAGACGCUGACGAAACUCUGCCUGGCUUAAUCGCGACCGGAAAGCAUUUGUUCUUUCUGAACUUCGCCCAAGUGUGGUGCGGAUCAAUGAGACCGGAAGCUACCAGAAACAAAUUGAAAACCGCCGUGCAUUCACCCGGCAAGUUUCGCGUGAUCGGUACUUUGUCGAAUUCAAAGGACUUCGCAGAAGUAUUUCAUUGUCCUCUAGGUGCACCCAUGAACCCAGUUAACAAAUGUUCCGUUUGGUGACGAAUUACGUGCUUGUUUUCUCACCAAGCCCAUCAUCACUUCCAUUGUCAAACGAGAAAUCAGUCAGAGCAGUGUGAUUUAAAAAUGGAAAGAAAGAAAAGAAAAACAGGAAAGACGAAAAAAGGGAAAAAAGAAACGAAUUUGUUGCUCGAUUAAAUAAAACAAAUGAUAUUACGGUGGAAGUGUAAUUGUUGAAACGAAUCUUCACGUUUCGAAGAAUAUUCAGUCAAGUCUUCGUUAUUGGACGAAACUAUAGUUCCACGCUUUGAUGAUAGUUGAUGCUAUAGAGUAUGCGAUUUGCGUUGAAAUUAGAAGAACAAAGAAUAGGAUAAAGGAACCGACGAACCGGAGGAAAAUGGUGAAAAUAGUCACUGUUGAGUAAUUCUAAGUUAUCGUUUAAGGAGUAACGGGCAUGCAAUCUAAUUGACUAAGGGCACAAUUCGUACUAACAAAAUAUGUUGUGUAGUAAUAAAUAAAAGAAUUCUUUUACGCGAUAUUACGGCUUAGUGGUCCGAGUAUCGCGUAACGGAAGUGCCUCGUAGAUGUUAAAACAACUGUGCUGUUUAAUCGCGUUGUAAGAAUGAAGUUGUAAAACAAAUACCAAAGACAAUAAUAAUUUCAGACAGUCAUAAAAA